Molecule: messenger RNA, 2313 nt
Organism: Colletotrichum spaethianum
Lineage: Eukaryota; Fungi; Ascomycota; Sordariomycetes; Glomerellales; Glomerellaceae
Product: cullin-1
Exons: 6
Coding region: 1-2313 (770 amino acids)
Biological process (GO): protein ubiquitination; SCF-dependent proteasomal ubiquitin-dependent protein catabolic process
Cellular component (GO): SCF ubiquitin ligase complex
Molecular function (GO): ubiquitin protein ligase binding
Source: RefSeq, a predicted model, not a curated record
AUGGCGCCCGCUACUCAGAUGCCUCCGGUCCCUAACCGGGAGGACAUUGGAGCCACAUGGAAGUACCUGGAGGCCGGCAUCCAGCGCAUCAUGCUGGAUCUUGAGCGUGGUAUCGACAUGCAGAUCUACAUGGGAGUCUAUACUGUUUCUAGUGCCGUCCACAACUUCUGUACCUCCCAAAAAGCCGUCGGAUUGUCGGUGCCUCAGGGAAGCAUCGGAUCCGGUAACCACAGGGGAGCUCACCUUCUCGGAGAGGAGCUGUACAACAAGCUCAUCGACUAUUUGAAGCUGCACCUCGAGGGGCUCGUUCAACAGUCCAAGACGCACACCGAUGAGGCGCUGCUGACCUUCUAUAUCAAAGAAUGGAACCGAUACACGAUCGCCGCCAAAUACAUCCAUCACCUCUUCCGGUAUCUUAACCGCCAUUGGGUUAAGCGCGAGAUGGACGAGGGAAAGAAGAACAUCUACGACGUGUACACUCUCCAUCUUGUGCAAUGGCGUCGGGUGCUUUUCGAACAGGUUUCGACCAAGGUUAUGGAAGCCGUCCUGAAGUUGGUGGAGAAGCAGCGUAAUGGCGAGACCAUUGAAUACGGCCAGAUCAAGCAGGUUGUCGACUCCUUUGUCUCCCUCGGUCUCGACGACGCCGAUCCUACCAAGUCGACCCUCGACGUCUACCGAUUCCACUUCGAGCGCCCCUUCCUGGCCGCCACCAAGGAGUACUACCAAAACGAGUCGAAGCAGUUUGUUGCCGAGAACAGCGUCGUCGAAUACAUGAAGAAGGCAGAGACGCGACUGGAGGAAGAGGAGGAGCGAGUGCGCAUGUACCUGCACGCUGAUAUCAUCAACCCGCUGCGCAAGACGUGCAACCAAGCCCUCAUUGCCGACCAUUCGACAUUGCUCAGAGAUGAGUUCCAAGUGCUUCUGGACAACGACAGAGAAGAGGAUAUGGCCAGGAUGUACAAGCUGCUCUCUCGAAUCCCCGAGGGCCUGGAUCCUCUGAGACAGCGAUUCGAGACCCACGUCCGCAAGGCGGGCUUGAGCGCCGUGGAGAAGGUGGCGUCGGACGCCGAGAAGCUGGAGCCAAAGGUCUACGUCGAUGCGCUGUUGGAAAUCCACUCUCAGUACUCGGGCUUGGUGACUCGUGCGUUCGAUGGCGAGGCCGAAUUCACCCGAUCCUUGGACAACGCCUGCCGAGAGUUCAUCAACAGGAACGAGGUCUGCAAGUCAGGCUCCAACAAGUCGCCGGAGCUUCUGGCCAAAUACACCGACGUCCUUUUGAGGAAGAGCGGCAGCGGCAUCGAGGAGGGCGAACUGGAGAACACAUUGACGCAGAUCAUGACCGUCUUCAAGUACAUUGAGGACAAGGACGUCUUCCAGAAGUUCUACUCCCGUAUGCUUGCCCGUCGCCUGGUGCACAGUAACUCUUCGUCGGACGACGCGGAGACCAGCAUGAUCAGUAAGCUCAAGGAGGCGUGCGGUUUCGAGUACACGAACAAGCUCCAGAGAAUGUUCCAGGACAUGCAGACCUCCAAGGAUCUCAACGUCAGUUUCAAGGAGCAUGUUGCUGGUCUUGGGAUCAACAAGAACGCUCUCGACUCUCAGUACUCCAUCCUGGGCACCGGUUUCUGGCCCCUGACUGCGCCCAACACAAGCUUCACCCCUCCGACCGAGAUCAACGAAGACUGCGAGCGCUUUACCCGGUUUUACAAGAACAGGCACGAAGGUCGCAAGUUGACAUGGUUGUGGCAACUGUGCAAGGGUGAGGUCAAGGCGGGAUACUGCAAGAACAGCAAGACGCCCUACACAUUCCAGGUAUCUGCCUACCAGAUGGCCAUCCUCCUCAUGUUCAACGACAAGGACAAGCACAGCUACGAGGACAUCGCGGGCGUGACCUUGCUGAGCUCGGAGGUUCUGGACCAGGCCUUGGCCAUCUUGCUCAAGGCCAAGGUUCUCAUUAUGUCGCCCGAUGGUAAGCCCGAGCCCGGGAAGAGCUUCCGACUCAACUACGACUUCAAGAGCAAAAAGAUCAGGGUCAACCUGAACAUUGGCGGUGCCAAGGAGGCGAAGCAGGAAGAGGUGGAGACCAACAAGACGAUCGAGGAGGACCGCAAGCUUCUGCUGCAGUCUGCCAUCGUGCGUAUCAUGAAGGCGAGAAAGAAGAUGAAGCACACGCAGCUCGUCAGCGAGACCAUCAACCAGAUUCGGUCGCGCUUCGUGCCGAAGGUUUCGGACAUCAAGAAGUGCAUAGAGAUCCUCCUCGACAAGGAGUAUUUGGAGAGACUCGAGGACGACGAGCUUGGCUACCUGGCGUAA